This is a messenger RNA of Fomitiporia mediterranea MF3/22, 447 nucleotides long. RefSeq lists its product as uncharacterized. Lineage: Eukaryota; Fungi; Basidiomycota; Agaricomycetes; Hymenochaetales; Hymenochaetaceae. The record is from RefSeq and is a predicted model, not a curated record. The coding region runs from base 1 to 447 and encodes 148 amino acids. The transcript is spliced from 2 exons.
AUGCAACAAACAAAUGAUGCCAGCUACGACGCAUCAAGUACUCUGAAGGGCGAAGCACCUGCUACUAAUCCACCUUCGUACGACUAUGCCACCGGAGCUUCAAGCUCCACAGAUGCUAAAGCGCGGGCAACGAACACAGACCAGCCCAAACCUGGCCCCGUUCCUAAGUAUACGGCAGCGCCAGAUCCCUCAUUCUCUCCCGCCGGAGACAAUUUGCACCACUACCAACAUGCCACUGGUCAUGUCAUCAGCACGCCUCUACCUCCAGACCAUCCCGAGAUGAUCUGCUUGCAAGAGGGUCGGCAUAUCAGUGCAUCUCGCUUUGGGAUUCUCGGUAUUCUCGCUGCAGUAUUCUGGUUCCCGCUUGGUAUUGGCUUGUGCUUGCUAGACCGCCGCGUUGUCUGCAGGCGCUGUGGGCGAAUCAUUGAUGAUGGAAUUUCAUGCUAA